Molecule: messenger RNA, 737 nt
Organism: Amorphotheca resinae ATCC 22711
Lineage: Eukaryota; Fungi; Ascomycota; Leotiomycetes; Helotiales; Amorphothecaceae
Exons: 2
Coding region: 177-737 (186 amino acids)
Source: RefSeq, a predicted model, not a curated record
CCUGGACUUUCUAUAUAUCCCCAGGUUCCCAUGAACCAUAUGAGGAGAACUAUAAUUCCAUGUUCUCCCCGCCUCUCUCUCACCUCCCCCCUCCAUAUCUUCAAUCAUUAGAGCUUCGCACUUCAGCCGCAUCUAACGCACUUUCAUUCACAUCUCCAACCCCACUCUAAGACACCAUGGCUGCUCCCCCAGAAGUCACCAUCAAGGACCUCACGGGCACCUUUGUCAUGAACAAAACGCUCUCCGACGAUCCAGACCCCGUGCUCGCGCUCCAGGGCGUCGGCUGGCUGACGCGCAAAGCCAUCGGGCUGGCGACCGUCUACCUGCACGUCAAGCAAUACACCGACGAAGCCGGCGUCGUGCACAUCGACAUUGACCAGACGGCCACGGGCGGGCUCAAGGGCACUUCGGAGCUGCGCGCCCUGGACUGGGUCGAGCGUCCCCACAGCGACCAUAUCUUCGGCCAGCUGAAUGGGAAGACGCGGUGGAUCAAGAUCGAGGAUGUCGACGAUGACUUUUUGAACCAGGGCUUCUUGGAGGACGACGCUGAGAAUGGAGGCCCCGCCGGGGAGCGCCACGUCGAGAGUUUGGUCGUCUCCGAUAAGGGCUGGACGGCGCGCCAGAUCUGGGGCUUUGCUACGGUGGAGGGGGAGAGGUACUAUAUCAGGAGAAUAGUGGUCUCCAAGGGUGAUAAGUCAAUCAAGAUUAGACUCGUGUACAAUUGGCAGAAGAAGUAG